AUGAAAUCAGAUGACAGUAGAAACUAUCGUUUCAGUCGUAGAAGAAACUUUUCUUUAAGUCCGAGGAUUCUGCGACGUAGAAGCCAGGAUAGACCUUGGAUUGUAAGAUAAAUGGCUUCUUGGUUAUAAUCGUUGUACUUUACAAAAAAGGAUUAAUUAAAAUUAAUUUUAGGUUAAAUAGGCUUUGGUACAGAAAAAAAAUUAGACUUAAACUUAAAAAUUUAAAAUUUAGGUAAUAAAUAUAUACAAAAGCCUUAAGUUUAGUAUCAAUUUUAAUAUAAAACUUUUUUUCAGCGCCAAAUCGAAGUAUUACACGAGUUUUCGGACUUUGCACCAAGCACCAGUUCAGAAGUCUCUACUCCAGUAGCAUCGAACUCUCCGACGAGAGGAAUGGCAGCUAUGGAAUUGGCAAGUUCUCAACAAUAUCACAGUCAUUGUGGACUACCAAGCACGUCGAAGGCGGCGUAUGUUUUGGACGAGCUGGUAGGUUUUUGAUUUUUUUGUGGAUUUUGCUAUAUUUUUAACAAUUAUUAAAUUUGUUUUGUAAUUUUUAAAUAUAACCGUAUUUUUUUGUUUUGUAAAGAAAGUUCUUGCAAUUUUUUGUUUUGUAAAGAAAUUUCUCACCAUUAAAAUUUGUAAAGAAAGUUCUUGCUAUUUUCUCCUUUGUAAAGAAAAUUUUUGCUAUUUUUUGGGUUGUAAAGAAAGUUUUUGCCACUUAUGUUAAUUUUUUUUGAUUUUUUAAACCACGUGACUAUCGUUUCAUUCUUUAUCAAAAAAGCCGAUUUCUCAUCACAAUUUACUUGAUAAUCUUAUGCUUUUUGCAAAAAAACGACAAUGUCUCAGCUGUUUUUUAUUAUUGGCGCCAGGAGGUAAAAAGCCAAAUGGCGCCAGUUAUCAGCAAAGACUUUCCGAAGUUUAAUGUCAGGAGAUUCUGGAAAUGGUCGUAAAACUUUCAACUACCUAAAAAAGUUAAUGUAUUAGAUAAAUUUUUUGAAAAAUGGUGUAAUAAAGGUGAUAAAGAGGGGGGGGAAGGGUAGAUGAUUUGGAGGGGGGGGUUUAGGAUAGGUCAUUGAAAGACUAUAAAACUAAAUUUUACAAUUUUAACAACGGAAGUUUGGCUAUAAAAAUGAUUUUUAUUGUUUCUAAAUUUGGAAUACUGAUAAGAAAUGACGCAGUAUACGGUUUAUUGUCUCGAACGGCUUCUUUGAUUGUUUAGACUUUUUUAUACCUAAAAAGUUUUAAAAAAUAUUUUUUUAUUUUUAAAACUGACAAUUGUAGACCUAUUGUUGUACGUAUAUUUAAUUUUAUUCUAAUCUUAAUCAUCGUAUUUUAGUUAACCACCGAAAAAACGUACGUACGAGAGCUGGAAAGCAUUGUCGAGUACUAUGUGAAUCCAUUUGAGAAUCCAGAAAAUGAAAAACACAUUCCAGAAGGAUUACGUGGACAAUCCAGUGUUAUCUUUGGCAAUUUUAGAGACUUGGUAAGUAUUUUUUUUAUUGUUCAACUUUUUUGAAGUUUUCAAUAAUGAAACCUAUUUUAUCAGCUUAACUAUGAUAAAACAGAACUUUUUAUCGUUAGUUGUUCUUCAAUGUUAAUAUUAUUAUCCAAUUUUAGUACGAAUUUCACAAUCGACACGUCCUCCCGGACUUUCAAAAAGCCCAGUACUCGCCAGUACUACUAUGCCAUAUUAUGAUCAACUUCCGCAACCACUUCCUCAAACUCUAUCGUCCGUACUGCCAAAAUAAGCCCCAGUCCGAGUCGGUGCGACGAGAUCAACAAGCUGAUGGUUGUCGAUUCUUUGCCGAAUGCCAGAAAAAGGCCGGUCAUCAGCUACCGUUAAGCGCAUACCUUCUGAAGCCAAUUCAACGAAUUACGAAGUACCAAUUGUUGUUGAAGGAACUGUUAAGACAUUGUCAAGAUGAGGGGAAUGAGGAGAUUAAACACGAUGUACAAGCUGCUUUGGCAUCAAUGUUGGACUUGCUGGCACAGAUCAAUGCGGAUAUGCAACAACUGCACAUUCUGGGAUAUGCUGUAAGUCUUGAGUUAGGUAGUUUAGGGUUGAGUAGAGCAAAGUAGGGUAGGUUAGAGGAGGAUAAUGUAGGGUGGGUUGGUAGAUUUGGGGUUACAAUAGUUUAUUUUAAAAUUACGUGUAAUUUUUCUUAAUAUUCUUUUAUUUUUUUUCUUAAUAUUCUUUUAUAAAAUCAUUUAUUUUAGGGAGACCUCCGCCUUCUUGGCCCGUUACGCCUUCAAACCGAAUGUGAAGUCUACACCUUUAAACGAAAGACUCGUCGUCUGUCGAACAAGUGCCAAAAACGACAUCUUUUCCUAUUCGACGGUGGCAUUCUCUUCUGUAAAAAGCGUACUCAGCCAGUACCGUACUCUCCCGAAUUCUACGAACACAAACUCUGCAUCUACGCGCAGAACCUCGGCUUUGCUGAAUGUUCGAAACAAUCGGCCGAUCGAUUCGAAAUCUGGGACGAACAAAAAUCGGAUGGAUUUGCGAUUUUCGCGACCGAUGAGGUGGUACGAGCCAAGUGGAUUCAACGUCUGGCCAAGAUGACAGUUCUACACGCACAACAACAAAAAGAAGGUCUUCAGCAGAACAGCAAUUCACGACCUCACUCGUGGACUUCCGAAUCUACCGUAUCGUCCAGAAGCUCGAACUUUGAUGAAAAUCAAACGGAUUCAUUGAAUGAUAACAAUGGAAAUCCAUCGUCGCCAUCGUCUGAUCAUCACAGUGCUACGAGUGGAUCGGUGAGCAGUAGACGAAGCUCAAGUCACACGGCUUCACUGGGCUCGGACGCUGAGAAUAACACACCGUUGCCGGUUUCGAAGAGUCUCCAGAAUACGGCGUUGCUUGGUCACGCUGUUUCCGAAGUUUAA
Molecule: messenger RNA, 2883 nt
Organism: Bursaphelenchus okinawaensis
Lineage: Eukaryota; Metazoa; Nematoda; Chromadorea; Rhabditida; Aphelenchoididae
Source: the annotation of a GenBank genome assembly